GGGGAGCCUGUUUUACCGGAAGCCACAUUUGUCACUUCCAUGCGUAACUUGAUGCAUCUUUACAUGACAACGUUGAGAGGCUGGUCCCCGCGUCACACACUGGUCACACACACCGUCACCUGAAUGUGUGUGUAUUUUACUGCAUGAGCGGCUACGCACUUGGACGCAAACACAUCCAGAGACAUAACACAUCCAGAGACACGAUGUGACACUCCGCCGCGCCUAAUUUACGCAUUUGGAGAGCGGUGCGCACUGUACACGCGCCGUUGCACCGCGGUGAUCCGGCUGUUUUGGGGACGCCUGAUGCUGCUGGGGUGAGAGUCCAGGGAUGCUGCGGCUCGUCUGGCUGCCGGAGUGCCGCCGCGCAACGUGGGGCUGCGCCCUCCGGAGCUGCUGAACGGCGGAGGCUCGGAUCGUUUUUGCUGCGAACAUGAUUUGACUCAUCAACAAGGGAAUCUCCCGCUAUGCAUCACUCAGGGGACGUCUGAGCGUCUCCUGCGGUGGUAUCGCUCGCUGCUGGUGGGAGUGCGUGGUCUUCCUCUCUCCCAGGCUGCAAGAUGGGGAAUAGUUUCUCUAAUUUGGCUGCAUUCCAGUCCCUGCACAUAGUCAUGCUGGGGCUGGACUCCGCAGGUAAAACCACCGUGCUGUACCGGCUGAAAUUCAACGAGUUCGUCAACACGGUGCCAACCAUCGGCUUCAACACGGAGAGGAUCCGGCUGGGGGGCGCGGGGGCCUCCAGGGGCAUCAGCUGCCACUUCUGGGACGUCGGGGGCCAGGAGAAGCUGCGGCCCCUGUGGAAGCCCUACAGCCGCUGCACGGACGGCAUCGUGUACGUGGUGGACUCCGUGGACGCCGAGAGGCUGGAGGAGGCCCGGACUGAGCUGCACAAGAUCACCCGGUUCUCGGAGAACCAGGGGACCCCGCUGCUGGUCAUCGCCAACAAGCAGGACCUGCCCCGGGCGCUGGAUGUCGGGGAGAUCGAGAGGCAGCUGGCCCUGGGCGAGCUGAGUCCCUCCACCCCGUACCACGUCCAGCCGGCCUGCGCCAUCAUAGGAGAGGGUCUGGACGAGGGCAUGGACAAACUGUAUGAGAUGAUAGUGAAGAGGAGGAAGUCACUGAAGCAGAAGAAGAAGAGGCAGUGAUGACACUAAUGGAUGAUUGAUUGGGUGGCAAAAAAAUACCAGAAUAAUCUUUACUAUAGAAAUAUUCUAGGAUGGAUUCAAAUGAUAUUUUUAAAGUGAUAGAAUACGUAGCAGAUAAAAAAAAACACCAUGAAGCAUAAAUAUCAUUGUUAUGACUUGCAGAAACAUUGCAAGUCUCCAUUGAUGAUGGCAAUAUAUAUAUAUAUACAGUGAUGCCACACGCAGUAUAAAGUCAUCCACAUCCAUCCAUAUGCUCCUGUAGGAACGUUAGAGAGGGAAACAGCUCAGAUAAAAUGCCUGAUUUCUUUGACUUUAUUUGCAAUAAGAAAGCAGAUGAUCCUGUGAUGAAAACUCUCAAAAAUAAUCAGAACAAAUCUAUGGGAAAAUAGUGAUGUUUGCCUUGAUUGACGACUGUUUGGAGCUCCUGUAGAGGGAGGUGGUGUCUCUAUGAACUGUGGUAAGUCCCUGACGUGGGGGAUAUUAAUAUGAUUGCUUCAUUAGGGGGGGCCUGCAUUAGAGCAGAGAUGUACACAGAGUGCAGACCUACUGGCAGGGCUCCCUGUUGCUGGUGUGAGCCACGCACAGAUGUGUUGUAAAUGGGAUUAGGGAUGCACUGGUGCACAGGCUGGUGUUCAGAGCCGUGGGAUGGUGUUACGCCGAAGACGACUCCCCUGGGAAGACACACAGACUGCUCUGUCUCCUCCGUCCUCCAGGGUUUGGUAGUUUACUGCCCCUCCCUGCCACUUUGAGGUGAAAAUAUAAAUCCAGAAGUGAACGAAUAAGACUGGCCGUAAAUCUUCAUUAUGAUUCCAGAGGUUUCUGUGAUAUGUUGACACGAGUUUAUAUAUAUGACACCAAUUAUCUCUUUGCGGAAAGCAAGCUGUUUUUGAAAGUGAUUAGCAAAAUGGCAGUGUUUGAAUCUUACCCUGUGACCGAUCCCCUGACUUUGCAGGCUGUGUGUCUUAUCCCAGAGAGGCCCUCUUUGACCCCCCCCCCCCCCCCCCCCCUCCUUGAGCUCUUCAGCUCUGUGAACAGCUGAUUCUGACUUUACACAACACAGCAGAUGUCUGCCUCGGACUAUCUUAACCAUUUCGUCCCUGCUUCCUCUGAUUCUUUGCACUCGUCUCAUGGUUCUCCUCCUGAUUUACAGUGAGAUUGUUCGACUGUUCGUGUGGCGAUGCUGCUUCUCUUCCAUGAAAAAUAAGCAGUUGCCAUUUGUUACUUUCCAGUGGGGUAUAUCUGCUACAGAAAGUCCUACAAAUAAUCUCAGACGGCACCAAUUUGAUGUCAAAGAGUUGCACAUAAACCACUUUCAUGGCCAGAACCAAGAUAACAUGUGAACAAUACCUUGUCUUGUUUUAUAGAACAGGUUCUUUAGUUUAAAGAGUAAAUCUAAUUGUAGCGUGAAUGUUCAAGUUGAGGCUGUAACUACUUUUUAUUUAAAAUAAGGGGAAGUCCCUACGCUCUUCUGACCAGUUGAUCAUUAAGAUUAACGAUUAAUCGACUGAUUGUUUCAGUCCCAGUUUCGUCUCCCUUUUCCCCCACGUGUCGGAUUUCACUGUUUAUGUCCUCCGCCAUCUCAAAAGGUUCAUAGUUUUUUUCCUGCUGACAAAAAUAACACACUUCAUAGUCGUCAGCGUAAAAGGAAAAUAUUUCAAAUAUAUAUUCAGAUGAAAUGAAAAGGUCAGAAUUUUAAUUGUGAAUCAGCUGUUUGUCAGAGUUGUCGAGAACGUGUUGUGCGCGCACCCCCGCACUGUUUUGAUCUGCUGGCGGUGACAUGACGGCCACCAGGGGGGAAACUGUCUUCCAGUAAUGACGACGUAGAGAAACCAACCAACAGGCUGGAACCUGUUCAGCUGCUUCUACACAAUGACCGUUUCUCUUAUUGGACGAAACCUUAUCCUCAACUUGUCCUCCAGUUAAAUGAGGAACCGAAACCUAGUGUAUGUACGUGGGGUUCAAAUUUAUUUCUGACCACAGCAGUGUUAGCAUCAGGCCGUACCUAAUUUAAGUAAGUGUUUAAGGCGUAAGUGACUGCUCGCAGAAUAGUUUGUAUGAAGUCACUGACAUCAGCAGUAGUUGUCUGUAGUCUUAAGGAUUGUUGAAUGUCAAACAAAACAUAAAACAAGACAAAUGCUGCAGCUUCAUGUCCACAAAUCAUACAACAAAUAAUUCUAAGCCACACACUGCAGCAUGUUGCUCGAUUUUCACGCAGAUGAUUCGUGUAUUGCUGAACUUCCGAACAUCGUACCUAUACCUGCCACCAGGGGGCGGUCAAGAAUGGGUUUUCUUUGCAGUCACUAUGUAAUGUUUGCGGCACAAAUGCGACAUGGACGUGGCAAACCCGUCUCCUGUGAUCAGUCGAGCUGUGAUCCGACAUUGCAUGACAGCAUCAAUUUCAGACAAUGUAAAUUAUACAGUGUAGUGUUACAGCCAAGAUACAGCAAGACCAAACAAUGUGUUACAUGCCAAAAGGGGGAGAGAAAAAAAGUAUUUUUGGGAUUAAACUCUUUGUAAUUGA
Platichthys flesus (European flounder) is the source of this 3663-nucleotide messenger RNA. RefSeq names its product ADP-ribosylation factor-like 4Ca (gene arl4ca). NCBI's taxonomy places the organism in Eukaryota, Metazoa, Chordata, Actinopteri, Pleuronectiformes, Pleuronectidae. The coding region runs from base 558 to 1142 and encodes 194 amino acids. The record is from RefSeq and is a predicted model, not a curated record. The transcript has a single exon. Gene Ontology annotation, biological process: intracellular protein transport; endocytic recycling. Gene Ontology annotation, cellular component: cytoplasm. Gene Ontology annotation, molecular function: GTPase activity; GTP binding.